AUGUCUUAUCUCAAAUCCUUCAUGGCAAGCCAGAAGGAGGAACAAUAUGGCCGCCUCAUGCAUGACGAUGAAGAGAGCGAGAGUUCAGACAAGAUUCCUCUUCCAAGACCUCGCGGCAGAGGCAGAAUCUCUUCUCUAAGCUGCUUGAUCGUAUCGAACAUUGUUUUGGUGCUCGUCGUUCUAGGACUGCUGGCUCGAAACUAUCACCAAACCUCCGAAUCAACUAUAUCAAUCCCUUAUACUGGAGUUAGCCCUGCACAGCUACUCCAGAACCAGAUUGGUGUCGCCUCGCAUGUCGUUCAGACCUAUCGAUUCUAUGAGGAGAAUAUCGAUGACAUGGACUUUCUGAAGGGCGACCCCUACUGGAGCGCCUUAUUUCCUAAGGGAGAUGGGCAAGUUUUGCUUGAGGACGAGAUUGUGGAGUCCUACAAACUGCCGCCGUCCAUCAGAAUUCCGGCCAAACAAAACCUUACUGCUUACUUCAUGGCGGGGUACCAUUCCCUACACUGCAUUGCGGGCAUUAGACAGGUACUAGGCCAAUUCAUGGCAGCGCAUAUCACAGGUGGGGACUACAACAUCACUGAGCACAAAUGGCAACACACGGUGCAUUGCUUGGCGGACUUGCGUCAGGUAUUGUUUUGUAACUUUGAUGAGACUCUUUUGGCCUUCGAAGAACAUAUUCACCCUGGAUACCACCAACAGAAGGUGUGUAAAAACAUGGCUCCUAUCGAUGAAUGGUUGGAGUAUAAUUACAUUGGAAAGUUCUAA
Pestalotiopsis fici W106-1 is the source of this 768-nucleotide messenger RNA. RefSeq lists its product as uncharacterized. NCBI's taxonomy places the organism in Eukaryota, Fungi, Ascomycota, Sordariomycetes, Amphisphaeriales, Sporocadaceae. The record is from RefSeq and is a predicted model, not a curated record. Gene Ontology annotation, biological process: mycotoxin biosynthetic process. The transcript has 3 exons. Bases 1 to 768 code for a protein of 255 amino acids.